AUGCUUUUAACUUUUUUUCAAUUACUCUGGUGCUGUUCCUCACUUAUGUUAUAAUUUGUUGAAGAUGACAGAGCCAAAUGUUUAGAUGGUACCUAAGGAGUAUUUUUGCUAAUCAAAUAUAGUCUUAUUACUUUCAAAAGGGAUCUGGAGAAGGGUAGAAUAAAUUUAUUGUAUUUUUCGAGGGAGGAGAGUAAGUAUAAGUAAUUAUAGAAGGCUUAUUUUAGGAAAUACAGAAGAAGAAUAUUUAAUGAAUGCUGUAGAAAAGUUUAAAUAUGAAUUUAAUUAAGGAUGCAAACCUAACAGGGAAGUUCAUUAAAUAGAGCUAGUGCAUUUGAAUUUGAUGGAGUGCUAUCCUAAGAUAAACAAGAAAAUUACUAUUUCCAUACAUGGAAUUUAAUCCAUAUAAAUUAUUGCGAUGGGGUUGGUACAGAUAAUAUAUAUGCUUGUAGGUUUUUAAGGUUAUAAAUCGGAUUAAGUUAAUUAUUAAUAGCAUUUUUUAUAUUUCAGAGGUGAAUUAAUAAUAAGAAGCAUUUUUGACCAUUUUAUGACUAAAUUUUAAAGAGCUGAAAUAAUAAUAUUAUCUGGUUGUUCAAUCGGAGGAGUGGCAGCACUAUAAUGGGAAUAGUAUUUAACAUCAAGGGUUCCAGAAAAUAUACCAAUUUUAUUUGUCCCAGAUUCAAGCAUAUUAUUCGAUAUGCAAUCCAUUGAUGGAAAUAAUUUAUUAUAAUAAUCAUUGAAGAUUAUGAAUUACAUUGCUGAUGAUGAAACCUAAGUUCCUCAUAGCAAAUGUGCAUACAACUAUCCAAAUCAGAAUUGGAAAUGUUUGUAUUUCUAAAAUUUAAUAAAUUUUAUUUAACGACCAGUAUUUAUUAUUCAACCCUUUUACGACGAAAACUUUCUAUACAACUAUCUCGACAUCAAAUGCAUAAAAGAUUAAACAUUGGAAAAUUGUUAAAAUAGUGAAAUGGAUUUUAUUGAAUUGGUUUAUUCAAAAUUUAAUCAAAUAAUUAAAGAAUCACUUAUUCAAAAUUCAAAUAUUGGCUCUUUUGUUCCUAGUUGCAUUUCAAAUUGGUAAAUUUUUAUGUUAAAUCUAGUUUAUUUGUAAGUUAAUUAUCAUUUUCUCGAAGUUGGACGAUCCCUGAAGGUUCAAAUAGGACAGCCUAUCAAACUCUAGUCAAAUGGGUAGAAAAACAAAAAUUAAACUAAAAUUAUCAAGGGGAUUUUGGAUUGAUAGAUUAAGUUCCUUGGCCAAAGAAUUCUGCCUGUGCUGAAUUAUCAUUACUAAGCUAAUUUAAAUUGAUAAAUAUUAUGUUAUAGGUUAUUAUUAUUAUUCUUUUUUGA
Molecule: messenger RNA, 1341 nt
Organism: Paramecium octaurelia
Lineage: Eukaryota; Ciliophora; Oligohymenophorea; Peniculida; Parameciidae
Source: the annotation of a GenBank genome assembly